AUGAGGUAUUUGUUUUUGGAUGAUUGUAUAUCCAUGGGAGUGCUAGGAGGUUGUUUUUACGUAUGUGAUGAAAAUGGGCUGUGGAUGAUGAAAGAAAAUAGUGUUCAAGAAUCUUGGACUGAAUUCUGCCGUAUGAUUAGGUCUCCAAUGAGUUUAAACCAACUGAUUAAGUAUUUGGUUGGUGGUGAAGUAGUGGUGAAUCACGAUAACAAGUGCCUGAAGUUGUGUAAUCCUGCAAACAAAUUUUGGGGUUGGGCUUUGCCUUUAGAAAAAGAUGACAAACUUUGGUCUGAGGAUUGCUUUUCUUUUCCUGGGUUGCAAAAUAGCAUCAGGACAGUUGCUCAUGCCUCAAGCCUUUUCCUAUUCAAAGAUAACAUGAAGGGGAAUAAGGAUGGUCAAUGUGAUAUCAAGAUAGAUAUGGUGGAAGUUGUCUCUUGCAGAUACUGUUUGUUUAAGCACCAUAGCAGUAUUAUACGCUUAGGAGAAAUCAUAACAGUUGCAUGA
Dovyalis caffra is the source of this 504-nucleotide messenger RNA. The record is from the annotation of a GenBank genome assembly. Lineage: Eukaryota; Viridiplantae; Streptophyta; Magnoliopsida; Malpighiales; Salicaceae.